AUGCUUCUCGUCCAAGCACUGUUAACUACUUUUACAACACGCUGUGCUCUGGCAAAUGACUUUGCAACUCUGUGUGCAAUGAGAUUGUUCGUGGGUGUUGGCGCUUCGGGUCCCAUUCCCGUGGUUGGUCUCGACAUCUAUGCCGACGUAUACCCCGAUUCUUUACAGCAACAGCUGCUGUCUCUGAGCAUGUUCACAGAUAUGGGGACAGCUCGAGGGGACAUCCAUUGGGUGGUGCCCAUUUUGUCGGCUUUGCCUUUUGGCAUGAGAUUCCUGCUAAUGUUCAUGUCGUUGAUCAACUACCUGGUUGAUGCGUACGAAGUGUUCGCAGCAAGCGCCAUGGCAGCAUCGGCUUGCUCAAGGAGCUUGUUCGUGCGGUUCUGCCGUUCGUGGCCAGACCAAUGUAAGUAUCAGCGCUUGGGUGUCACACGGGCCUGUUCAUUGCUAGGCUUCCUAAGUUUGGCAAUGUGCAUUAUUCCCUUCGCCUUCGUCCGCUUUGGGACAGUAUUCGGGAGAGGAGCAGCUUUUGCCAAUCCUUGGAAGCAAAUCAAGCAAGAGAACGAAGAGCGGGAAGUGCAGGAGCGAAGGAUGCAGGAAAGUGGGGUCGACAAGGCCACAACUGUGGAGAAGCUGGUU
This is a messenger RNA of Aureobasidium musti, 636 nucleotides long. Lineage: Eukaryota; Fungi; Ascomycota; Dothideomycetes; Dothideales; Saccotheciaceae. The record is from the annotation of a GenBank genome assembly.